CCUGAGCAUGAGGUUGGCGCUUCACGCCGCUCAAGCUUGGCCCGCAAUCCAGGAUCGACACCAUUCCCGUCAGGAUGCUGUUCGGUCUGCAAUUUCGACAAGAGAACAUUGCUGCAGCACAUUGAAAAGGCAUUGCAGUUUUCUUGCCAGGACGAAAUUCCAUGGGAGUCUCUCCUGAGUGGUCAUGCUAUCUCAUCCAGCCGUCAGAAAACCGCAGCCAUGUUGAAAAUAGGUCUUUGGGCCCUCUGAGACUAUGCUAUGGGCAUGAAGAUUUCGGAAGAUGGAGAAAUGGUGACAGAGGCUUCAGGAGUCACAGGACGAUCAGUGGAUUCUUGGAACGUCAGACCGACAACUGACGGUAUCUCUGUCUUCAGUUAUGGGUCCUGUCACCUGAACGAACAGAGCCCUCUAAGCCGCAAGGUGGGACACAAUCGUAUACGUGCCUCAAUACGGGACUCAACUGGACACGGCGCGCAUCGCCGGCCCCGGAAGGCUUGGACUAGCUAUGAAGAACAGCGUCUGAAAGCUUGUGUCCGGGCAAAGCAGGACUGGUCUGAGAUCGCGACACGCUUGAACCGGACCUCAGGCGCCGUUGAGCAACAUUGGCGGUUGAUGAUCAUCCACGAGCGCAAGGCGAGCCCUAGGAAGUACAGAUUUAGAAGGGCUUCGGAUUGACUUCAUGCAGAAUAUUGGAUUAGUUC
Molecule: messenger RNA, 701 nt
Organism: Truncatella angustata
Lineage: Eukaryota; Fungi; Ascomycota; Sordariomycetes; Amphisphaeriales; Sporocadaceae
Exons: 1
Coding region: 259-675 (138 amino acids)
Source: RefSeq, a predicted model, not a curated record